Molecule: messenger RNA, 639 nt
Organism: Nylanderia fulva
Lineage: Eukaryota; Metazoa; Arthropoda; Insecta; Hymenoptera; Formicidae
Source: RefSeq, a predicted model, not a curated record
AUGUUGCAAGAUAUGUGGCAAAAAGUGAAGGAGAUGAGGGAGGAAAUAAAGGAACAGGGAGAGAAGAUAAGAGAGGAGAUGGAGGAGAUAAGGAGAGAUUACAAGGUACAGAUGGAAAGAUGGAGAGAAGAAAAAAAAGAAUUAAAAGAGAACAUGGAAGGUAUGAAGAGGAGGAUAGAGGGACUGGAGAGGAAGAUGGAGGAAAGGAAGGAAGGAGAAGGAGAAAAAGAGGAACACACAGGGAAUGGAAUACAGAAAAAAGUAGAGGAAAUGGAAAGGAAAUGGGAGAUACUAGAAAAGGAGGAAAAAAGAAGGAAUAUAGUAAUAAAAGGCUUAGUAGUCAAGGAGAGGAAAAGAAGAGAGAGAAAGGAAAAAUUGUUAGAGGAGAUAGAGGCGAGGGUGAAGAUAAUGAAAAUAAGGAAGAUAGGGGAGGAUAGAGAGAUGGGGAGGGAAAUGGUGGUGGUAAAACUGGAGAAGCAAGAACAGAAAUGGGAGGUGAUGGAGAAGAAAAAGAAAUUGAAAUGUAAAAAAGAAAGAAUAGACACGGAUUUAACGUGGAAAAAAAGGGAGAUAAGACGAAAGUUGGGAGAAAUAGCAAGAAGAAAAGAGAAAAGAGGAGAAAGGACGGUGAGUAAGUAA